AUAUGCAACAUUAUAAAUUCUUUCUCCAAUUAUAUAGCCCAUAACCACAUGAAACUAGAUGCUCUCUCACUUGUCUUUUCUACCUCAUCACACCACAAUAUAAAUAUAUAUACACACACACUCUUCUUAAUCCAUCAUAUUUUAUACAAACACCCUUUUUCAAACACACUUAAUCUUCCCCUAGAAAUUCGGGUCUUGACCCGUUUUUUCCCACACUUUCUUGGGUUGAUCAUAUAAAUCUUUAUAUAUAUAUUCACUUUAGAUCUUGUCUUUUCAUAUUGGUUUUCUUGGUUAAAAGAACCAAAAUGGGGAAGAAGAAGAUGAUGAGUUUUGGCAAGUUUCUAGACAGUUUUUGUCUAACAAAUGGUGGUGCAAGUUCUUGUCUUUGUUGCACUAACAACUUUGAAAUCCAAGAUGACUAUGAGUUUGAGAGAGAACCACUUGUGGAUCAGUCCAAAGAUGCAUCAGAUAAACCUCAAACACUUGCCUUCUUUCUAAAGCCAAAGAUGGUCGUGUUAAGGGUCUCCAUGCAUUGCAAUGGUUGUGCAAGGAAGGUUCAAAGACACAUCGCCAAGAUGGAAGGAGUUACAUCCUACCAAGUGGACUUGGAAACCAAGAUGGUGAUUGUAAUGGGAGACAUUGUUCCAUUUGAGGUGUUGGAGAGUGUUUCAAAGGUCAAAAAUGCACAGCUUUGGACUGAACCAAUCUCAUAAAUUUGGAUAUAUUAUUGUCACCGAAAGUAGCGGCUGUUUAUUUUUAAAUAUAUCUAUAUAAAAUCCAAAAUAAUAUGGUUUGAGACAUUUCCUAGUUGGGCUUAACAUUAUUUGUAUAAUGUACCCAAGAAGUAGUCUGAUACAUUGCAAGCCCUAUAUAUGAUGUGGACUUCACUUGUUUCAAGCCCAUAUUAAAAAGGCUCAAACUUAUAUGCUAGUUAAUAGUUUUUGGAUUUAUAAGAAAACAAGUAUAGAAGUUGUAUAUUUAUGUUUCCUGAUGAAUUAGGUAUGCUAUUUUACAAUAUGUAAUCGUACAACAAGUUUCGCUUAUAUGUAAUUUGGUGAUUUUGAACAUCCUAGAUCAAGGAUUGUGGACUCGAAAUUAUGAUAAUAUAUAUGUAAUUCAACUUUUGAUA
This is a messenger RNA of Helianthus annuus (common sunflower), 1129 nucleotides long. Its product is annotated as protein SODIUM POTASSIUM ROOT DEFECTIVE 2. The record is from RefSeq and is a predicted model, not a curated record. Gene Ontology annotation, molecular function: metal ion binding. Lineage: Eukaryota; Viridiplantae; Streptophyta; Magnoliopsida; Asterales; Asteraceae. Bases 306 to 713 code for a protein of 135 amino acids. The transcript is spliced from 3 exons.